GAAGCGCAACCGGGUGAGCGCGCGUUUCCGCCGCGAAAGGGCAGCGAAGGGGCGCGGGGCUUGGAGAUGCCCGGCGGCUCUCCGGGUUCCUCGGAGUCGCGGCCGCCGGAGUCGCGCGGAGACAUGAGUGACACCGGAGGCGACCGCACGCGCCUUAGGCGCUACCCUAGGCUUCCGGUGUGGGUGGUGGAGGAUCACCAGGAGGUUCUGCCUUUCAUAUACCGGGCCAUAGGUUCGAAGCAUCUUCCUGCUAGUAAUAUCAGCUUUUUACAUUUUGACUCACAUCCAGACCUCCUUAUUCCUGUGAAUAUGCCAGCAGACACUGUGUUUGAUAAGGAAGCACUUUUUGGAGAAUUAAGUAUUGAAAAUUGGAUUAUGCCUGCAGUUUAUGCUGGCCAUUUUUCUCAUAUAAUAUGGCUUCAUCCCACAUGGGCUCAGCAAAUCACAGAGGGCAAACACCACUUCUUAGUAGGCAAAGACAUUUCUACCACCACAAUCAGGGUCACCAGUACCGACUAUUACUUCCUAAGUGACGGCCUGUUUGUACCUGAAGACCAGCUAGAGAACCAGAAACCCUUACAGUUGGACGUGGUCGUGGUAGAACCUCACAGACUCUGUAACCAUCAAGAGGACAGUGACUCUGUGUCUUCUGCCAAGAAGCCCAAGCUGGCACUGGGCAGUCGAGAGAGCGCAGCCGCCGCCGCUAACGGGGACCCCUGCUCAGAAGGACUGCGAGGGGAUGCAGUGACCCCACCGAGUGACCGUGCUUGCCCGGAGCCACCAGGCCCCUGUUCCUCUGGAGGCCAGCAGUGCCAGGGCACAGCCAGCACUGGGGAGAUCCUGGAAGCGCUGAAGAGUGGAGAUGCGUUUGUUCUAGAUAUUGACUUGGAUUUUUUUUCUGUCAAAAAUCCCUUCAAAGAAAUGUUCACGCAGGAUGAGUACAAAAUUCUACAGGAGCUUUACCAGUUUAAAAAGCCUGAUAGUAACCUCACUGAGGAAGAUUUGGUAGAUAUUGUUGAUACUCGAACUCGUCAACUGGAAGAUUUAGAAGCAGUUUUUGCUGAUUUAUGUGACGGUGAUGGUGAAGAAGCUGUACAGAGAUGGGCUUCAACCCCCGGAAUGGAAUCACUAGUUCCACUUGUACAGAGUUUGAAAAAACGGAUGGAAGUACCAGACUAUGAAAUGGUUCACCAGGCUGGGCUAACCUGCGAUUAUUCCGAACUCCCUCAUCACAUCAGCACAGAAGAAGAAAUUGAGGGUCUUAUUCAGUCUGUGUAUUCUUUACUGAAAAGUCUUCCAAAGCCUACUCUUGUGACAAUUGCAAGGUCAAGUCUGGAUGAUUACUGUCCUCCUGAACAAGUUGACACCAUUCAGGAAAAGGUCCUCAGUGUGCUGCACUCGCUCUAUGGGACCCUGGACACUCACCUGGUGUAUUCAGAAGAGUCUCCACCAUGUUGAGAACACAGAGCACUAGGCACCUAUGCAUUUUGUUAAAGUCACGGGGCCUUUGUUUGUGAGUCUUCCAGAGUACACUUUUACUUUUUGGCUUUUCGAGACAAGGUUUCUUUGAGUAUCCUUGGCUGUCCUGCAACUAGUUCUGUAGACCAGGCUAGACUCAAACUCACAGAGAUCCUCUUGCCUCUGCCUCCCAAAUGCUGGGAUUAAAGGCAUGUGCUGCCACCACCCAGCCAGAGUACACCUUUUAUGUUAACUUUCAGUUGAUAUCAGUCAGAUAUUUUGAAUCUCAAGCAAAUAAUCUGUUGUUGAAAAUGGCAAUUGGGGUAGAGGUAAGGGAUGUCUGUUUGAUUUGAUUUUAUUGAUUUUCAUCAAAUCUGUUAACCCCAGUUGAUGGGGACUGUUGGCUGUCUUUAUCACAAUUUGAUAUUGUAAGAGAUUGUUUUCUUUUCCCCUUUGGAUUAUAUGAGAUUUAUUUAUUUAUUCAUUCAUCUGAUGUGUAUUUAGCAUGUCACUGUACCAGACACUGCCCUUCUGGGGGAGACACAUGAGAAGCAAAUAAUGGGCUGGGAACAGUUUCAGGAAAAAAGAGAGAACCACAAAUGUGUCUCGGGCGUGCAGUUAGUUCUCAGGUACCCUGGCCUUGUAGGAAAGUAACAUUCUCAAAAGUGAUGCAAAGACAUCCUUGCCAGUUCAUGAAAAUGUUACAGCAAAGCUGCCUGUCUAAGGAUGUUGGAAUUGUGCCCACGCUUUGACUAAAUGUUCUCGAGCAUUGUUUUUGUGUAAGAGGUCUGCUUGAGUAAACCUGACCAAACAGAAUUUCUCUUUUUGUUGUUGCUUGUAGGUUUUUGUUUGUUUGUUUUUGUUUUUGUUUGUUUUGUUUU
Peromyscus maniculatus bairdii (prairie deer mouse) is the source of this 2339-nucleotide messenger RNA. It is a transcript of the gene C15H5orf22, whose product is annotated as chromosome 15 C5orf22 homolog. NCBI's taxonomy places the organism in Eukaryota, Metazoa, Chordata, Mammalia, Rodentia, Cricetidae. The record is from RefSeq and is a predicted model, not a curated record.